ACAACCCUUUUUAUAUUUAUUAAUCAGUCGUCAGUUUUAAAUUAACACGAAACUUUCAAGUCGUGUAAACGAAAAAUUUAAAGUACAAUGGGCGACGGUAUAAAGUUAUCUAAAGAUAAGCGUCAUCGAAGUUCGAGUAGCAUUGUUGGACCUCAAAUAGAGGGCUCGCGAUCCGAACGAAAACUGGACAUUAGGGCUUCAAUACCAGAAGUUGAUGACCAAUUCACGGUAGCGGAAGCACGUUGCAAUGAUUUACAAGAAAAAAUUGAUUUAGUAAGAAGUUUAAAAAGAAAAAGAAAAUUAAAAAAACGCAGUAUGACACACGUGAAUGAACCUGAAAAGGUUCCGUUCAUAUCCGUACGAGCGCAGCCGAAAAAAAAGAUACAGCAGCCGGAGUCCCGCUUACGGCGAUUGGUCCCGCCGCCUAACCCCAUGCGCAGCUAUCUCGACUCCACCAUCUUAGAGCAGCAUAGCAUGUUAGGACUUGUCCGCGAUUUCAAUCGACCACACAAACUGCACCAGGAGUGCUCUGAAGAUAAAAUGCACACCGGAGAAAAGCCUGCAAUACCAAGGUCACGUGCACGUCGAGCUCGAGCUGACGGUGAUAGUGCAGCUCGCGAUCAGGGCCUAAUAGCUACAUCUUUAGAAGUUGCAUGCGGCGAAGAUAACGCGUCUGUUAACCAAUCCGACAACGAUCUAUUCAACAAUAAACGACAAGGAAAUUUCUCUAUAUCAAUAAACAAGAAGUCACAGCCGACCUCUUUGCGGAAAGCAGCGACGUUAGAGAAACGCAGGAAACAUGUGCCACUAGAAGUUCUCACGAAAGAGAAAGAUCGUCCUGUCGUGGAACUGUUCAGUAAGAAUAACACCUUGCACUCCGCCGAUAUCAAGCGGAACGUUGCAAAUAGUUCUAAGACUGUUUUAGAAGCUGACGAGGAGAUAUUGCAAACAGCGGCAGCUGUAAAGAAAGAAAAGGAACACCGGUAUCCGCGACGUGUUAAGUACCUUAGCAGGCGCUAUGAAAUGCCAACAGUGGCGUCGCAGAUGAAACAGACGGCCAUGCGCUACUACUACGGCAACAUCAACAACUCCAAAAAUAACUACAACAUUCCUUUUAUCAUUACCAAAAGCUGCGCUCCCUCACAUAACAUUGGCGUAAACAUACAACAGGUUUUGAACGGUUUAAAAGUCCAGCAGCCAUUAUCCGGUAUUAUACCGCUGACGAUAGCACAUCAUAUGGGUCUAGGUCAUAUUCCUAGUAAUGAAACAAAGAACGUGCAACCGAAGCUUGACAAUCGAGAGAUCAACGCAAUCCGGCUGGGGCGGCGGUUGCUGCGGCUGCCCUCGUACAAGUACAUCUCGUACAACCGUCUUCUGCAGCUUUACCGCGAGGGUGAGGGUGUGGUACCUCGGUUCCUGCGCUCCCUCAACCGCGCCCAUUGCUACUAUACUUCUAUGUACAAUCUAGCGACAGGAUUAGACAUCGAUGGAACAAAAUCGCGUAGCUCUCAAGAGGCGAAGCUGAGCCUCGGAGAAUACGCGACGCUGUACCGCGUGUACGAGCAGGUGGACAAGUGUCUCAAGGAGAAAUACGAUCCGGAGCUGAUGCGACGUAAGGCCGAACUUGCCAGGGAGCUCACCGCUAGGGAAGAACAGAUUAGACGGGUGGUGCAAGACUACAGGCCAGGGCCAGAGUCUGAGACACCGCUCCGCGCGACUGCCUCCACGGCAGAAGGAAGCUACCGGUACUCUUCGUAUAAGCUCAACCUGGCCGACUCACAGCAUUAGCACUAGUCCAGUGUAACAAUCAAUUUGACGCACAAAAUUCCGUGUUUCUUGCUUUUAUCUCGGGACGUAGUGCUGUGGAUACAGGCUUCAGCUUGUCCUGAGGUCAUACGAACAAUCGAGGAAUUGAAGCCUAAAAUUAUUGUCCACCUUAAGCCCUAUCACAUCAUCACAAGUACGUAAGUCAACAGAAUUAUCCCUACAACCCUCCGUGGUAGUUGUUAUUUCUUAACUUGAUCCUUACUUAAUCUAGCGUCUAAUCUUGGGACUUACAUCUGUAGUAAAUAACACACAUACACAAGCUGUGUGCUUUUGGUGUCUGAAAAUCGUAUAUCGAACUUAAUUUAUUAAUUCCCUAUAUUUACGUUCUGCUUUGUUUUCGAGGCAUCUGAUAUUGUAACGUCUACGUUUUAAAAUUAUUAUUGUAACUUUGGGUCUUGAAUUCUACGUCCAGCA
Molecule: messenger RNA, 2241 nt
Organism: Hyposmocoma kahamanoa
Lineage: Eukaryota; Metazoa; Arthropoda; Insecta; Lepidoptera; Cosmopterigidae
Exons: 16
Coding region: 88-1788 (566 amino acids)
Source: RefSeq, a predicted model, not a curated record